AUGGAUUUGGUUGCUGCUCUCUGUCAGUUUCCAGCCGAAAUCAACAAUGUCAUUUUCUCGUAUAUGGAUCUGAAACAACUGGGAGAGUGCCUGCUUGUAUGUAGGCAAUGGCGUGACAACAUUCCAAACUGGAUCCAGGCGCACGACCGAUCGUUAUGUCUCAGCAUGAAGCAGUUCAACAAGGCACAAUCAACGUUACAGCAUCUUGGAAGGGUCGUUCAAGGGAUUCAUCUUCACUGUGGGAGAGACGAGGUCAACUUGCAACAAGUCAUUGACAACCUGAUUGCACUGGAUCUACCCCAUGUGGAUACAUUGGAGUUGUUUUCUAUACCAAUCGGAGGGUCAAGUGUUGUCGAAGUAUGCGAGGCGUGGUGUCAGCUGGGAACCAAACUACGUCGCUUACGACUGACACACAGGGAUGCCGCAAAAGCUCCAAUUGACGUUUCCCCGCUGCUUGAUUGUUGUCCAUAUCUCACCCACCUCACAGUCGACUACCCUCGUUCUCGUGUCCCCUACUACCUCAAGUUCUUUGGACAAGGUCGACAUCUACAACUUCAGUACUUGAAACUCGAAGCUUACAUUGAAAUGCAAGAUUUGUUGUCACUUGUACGACGUUGCCCGGAGCUGCGCUAUCUACGUAUCGAUUGGGAUCAUUCAAUGGACAUGAAACAAAUCUUGGAUGCUUGCCCUUCACUCAAAGGUGUUAGUGUGGAUACCCGAAUCCAUCAUGUUAAGGAUCCAUGGUGGAAGGACCGACAUCAUGUGCCAAUGACAACAACAUCAUCACUACAAGAGCUUGAUUUGCAUGUGAAGUAUGAGGAUUUAUACCUACAGACAGCAACCAUGCUUACUCAACAUUGUGAACAUCUCAAGCGGCUACGUUUGGAUAUCGGCGUUAUUAUUUGGGAAGGAAGGAUAAAGCAACAAGACUUGACUACGCUUGAAUAUGACCCACUACCAGCUCUGGAGGAAUUUGAGUAUCAUAGUGGCUAUCCACUUGUACCAGCCAAAGCAGCCUUUGUGACCCCAUUGCUCAAAAAGUGUCCAAAUCUUAAAUACAUCCGCUUUGAUACCAGUCGCGCUGGUCCUAUCUAUCGUGCGCUUGUUGGAUUUCAUUUACCCUAUCUACGAUGCCUAAGAGUCAGCGACACGGAUCAUGAGAUGGAUGGACUUGAAGAUCUGCUGUUCUCUAUUGCCCAUACCAAUACCCCGUUGGAGCGAUUUGAAUUUGGAGGAGAUGUUUUCAGAUCACAUUUGAUAUACCAGGCACUUGCACAAAUAUCCUCAUUACGGCAUAUCGAAUUGAAUGACUAUGGGACGAGAAGACCACGGGAUAAAAAAGUCAUGACCCAAUGCCUUAGUCGUCUUCGUGGUGAUGGUGUUACCAGCACGCCAGCUACCAGAAAUCUCGAAUCGAUCGAUUUUUUUCAUGUGGAAGGUUUCAUGACGGUCGAAGCAUUUGGUUCCUUGCGAAAGAUAUUCCCUCUCAAACGAGUGGCAUUUCAUCGAUGCGGCUCCAUCAGUGAACGAGGUUUGCGAUUACUAGUGGAUCGGGAGCCACCAUUGGAGUACUUGGAAGUCCACUUGAGCAGCAGAACAAUGGAUGGUGAAUCAUUGGAACCACUUCUCGCUUAUGCUAGAACCAAGAUACCUAUAGUCAAAUCCCCGGGUCCUUAG
Molecule: messenger RNA, 1677 nt
Organism: Lichtheimia ornata
Lineage: Eukaryota; Fungi; Mucoromycota; Mucoromycetes; Mucorales; Lichtheimiaceae
Exons: 2
Coding region: 1-1677 (558 amino acids)
Molecular function (GO): protein binding
Source: RefSeq, a predicted model, not a curated record